AUGGUAGAUAAACAGAAGGACUUACAUGAUCUCAUAGCCACAUUUAUUGACAAUGAAGCAGGCAUUGACAAUAAGGAGGAGGUGGAGGAGGACAAGGAAGAGGAAGAGGAAGGAAAUGAUGAAAUAUUUCUACAUUUUGUAGAUGACACACUUGAAGCAGGUUCAUUACUCCCCAAAUACCUACCUUUGGCUUCUAUGACUUCAAACAUAGUAGAGGUCAAUGAUAUCAAUGCUAUGGUGGAACAGGCAAAGAAACAAGCAAGGACUGGACCCAGUCCAGUCAAGCACAGUCUAGUUGAGCACCCUAUUCUGGAGAACAUCUUGGUACUGAAUGAAUUUCCUCAUAGGACUGGUAUGGAUUACUCAAAUUAUGUUCUAUAUUGGAUUAGUGUCAGAGUGUUGCUUCCAGACAAGCAACAGCAGAACUGGAUAUUCCAGAGCAUCCUCAGUAAGACAGCACUCAAGCACUGUAAAUUAAACUAUGUUCCUAAUGACAAAAUGGAUACAGUGUUCAACUAUCUGUGCCAUAAGAAGGAGAAACGUUUAGAACUCUCUAUUGGAGACUGA
Molecule: messenger RNA, 567 nt
Organism: Fomitiporia mediterranea MF3/22
Lineage: Eukaryota; Fungi; Basidiomycota; Agaricomycetes; Hymenochaetales; Hymenochaetaceae
Exons: 5
Coding region: 1-567 (188 amino acids)
Source: RefSeq, a predicted model, not a curated record